Molecule: messenger RNA, 1090 nt
Organism: Aspergillus ruber CBS 135680
Lineage: Eukaryota; Fungi; Ascomycota; Eurotiomycetes; Eurotiales; Aspergillaceae
Product: superoxide dismutase
Exons: 3
Coding region: 1-627 (208 amino acids)
Biological process (GO): superoxide metabolic process
Cellular component (GO): mitochondrion
Molecular function (GO): metal ion binding; superoxide dismutase activity
Source: RefSeq, a predicted model, not a curated record
AUGUCUCAAUUCACCCUCCCUCCCCUUCCCUUCGCCUACGAUGCCCUGGAGCCCGUCAUCUCCAAGCAAAUCAUGGAAAUCCACCACCAGAAGCACCACCAAACCUACAUCACCAACCUCAACGCCGCUCUAACCGCCCAAUCCGGCGCCCUCCAAUCCCAAGACGUCCCCCAGCUCAUCUCCCUGCAACAAAAGAUCAAAUUCAACGGCGGCGGCCACAUCAACCACUCCCUCUUCUGGAAGAACCUGACCCCCGCCAGCUCUCCCCAGGCGAAGCUCGAGUCUGCCCCUGGCGUCAAGGCGGCGAUUGAGAGGAAGUGGGGUAGCUAUGAGGGCUUCCAGAAGGUGUUUUCGGCGACCUUGCUGGGGAUUCAGGGGAGUGGGUGGGGCUGGUUGGUUGCGAAUAAGCCUAAGGGGGAGUUGGAGAUUGUGACGACAAAGGAUCAGGAUCCGGUUACGGGGGAUACGCCGCUUUUUGGGGUGGAUAUGUGGGAGCAUGCAUAUUAUUUGCAGUACCUGAACAACAAGGCCUCCUACGUCGACGGUAUCUGGAAGAUCAUCAACUGGUCUACUGCGGAGGACCGGUACCAGAAUGGCAUUGAGGGUCCUGCUGUUCUCAAGCUGUAAACUAGAUCAUUAUCAGAACUCAGUAUAUAUGCUAUGGUAUAUGAGCAUCAGAAUAACACGGAAAUGCCAUGAACAAUUCACCGAAACUCCAAAGCGACAAACAUUAGACAAAAUCAAUCGUAUCCAACAACCCCCGUCCCCAUCCUCCCAUCCGCAACAACAGUAACCUGUCUCCCCACAAUCCCCGUAUCCGAAAUCCCCAGGUCUAACCGUUCCGGCAACUCACAUUCCAUCUCCAUCUUUGACGUCCCAGGCUGGGGGCUCAGACGGAAGGCAUGCAGCGGCGAUGAUGCUAAUGUCGGUGAGGAUGUGAGAUCUCCGUACUUCCUAUUGUCCUUGUUAAUAGCGGCCCAGAUAUAGGUAAAGGAUAGAAAAGACUCACUCUAUCCGCAAGUCUAUUGCGGAAGACCCCCAGAGCGCAGCGAGAGUGUCUAUGUCAUUAUUGUCGGCGCGAAAGGUAGCU